This is a messenger RNA of Clarias gariepinus (North African catfish), 6142 nucleotides long. It is a transcript of the gene ksr1b, whose product is annotated as kinase suppressor of ras 1b. The record is from RefSeq and is a predicted model, not a curated record. The transcript has 20 exons. Lineage: Eukaryota; Metazoa; Chordata; Actinopteri; Siluriformes; Clariidae. Bases 228 to 3086 code for a protein of 952 amino acids. Gene Ontology annotation, molecular function: protein kinase activity; ATP binding. Gene Ontology annotation, biological process: protein phosphorylation.
CGAAGAGUGAACAAACUGUCAGUAGGGCUUAUGAGAGCGGCUCGGUUUGUGUGAGUCUAAUGGCCGUUAACUGAGCCCACAAGCCGACUGUUUAAUGCUGAGGGUGGUUUAGCUGGAGGCUGUUGCCCCGUGUUAGCGCUCCAGGGCUUUUAAACAUGUGUCCGCGGUAACAUUAGAGUCAGCGGUGCGGCAGCAGCCUUCCAGAGACUAAGUGCCAAUGCUGAGGAAUGGAUGGUGAAGAAGGGAACAUGGUGGGCACUCGGGAUGAACAGGUGGAGAGGAACAGCUCCGACACAUCCGCCCUUCAGCAGUGCCAGCUCCUCCAGAACAUCAUCGACAUCACCAUCUCCAACUUACAGGGACUCCGGACCAAGUGCGCCGCGUCCAACGACCUGACCCAGCACGAGAUCCGCACCCUGGAGGUGAAAUUGGUGAAGUACAUCAGCAAGCAGCUGCAGUGUAAGCAGAGGGUUCCAGUACAUGAGCGAUCGCCAGCCCUCAACACCUACCCACACCUGGUGGACUGGCUCCAUACUAUUAAUCUCAGGCAUGAAUUCAUAGAGGCAGUACCAGGGAAUCUGUCUCUAGAUGCAUUGCUGCAGAUGUCUGGUUCUCAGGUGCAGGAGACCAUGAGGAAACUGGGCUCCAGUGCUGAUGAGUGCUCCCGCGUCACUGCUGCCCUCUCCUGUCUCAAGAGCACCAGCACCUCGACCACCUGCUCCACCUCAUCCUCCUCCAGCUAUGGGUCAUCGUCAGAACAUCAGGCUGGUUAUAUCUCAGGGUUAAUAAAAGGACGGGAACUCAAAGACGAUGGGAUUCCCUGGAUCGUAGAACCAGUUCGCUGUGAUGUUAACUCUUCAUUUUCAACUAACCAUACUCGAAGCCCGCAACCCUACAGCCCGACUCCAGUCAUUCAUGUCCCUUAUACCUCUGCGAUGCCUGGAACGCAGCGUUCUGUCUCUGUUUCUGCUGUAACCUCCCUGGACUGCCUGUCUGGUCCCCUUGUGACCUCUUCAUUGAAUGGACUAGCUGACCCUUUUUUCCCCUCACCCCAUAUGAUACGGCGCCCACUGGGACAGGUAUCGGCUGCACCCUCUACACCGCCCACUAUUAGGAACGAGCUCCUAAAAUCGCCUCACACGCCGCCACCACCAUCCAAACUGCGGCAGCUUUUCCCAACCCUACCGCGCAGCAAGAGCCACACUCAGCUCGCCAACCGCAUCGAUGAGGCUGCACAAAAGAAUGUAAAGAAGAAUAAGAUGCUUCUAAAUGUCCAUGUAAAUGUACAGGAUGUGAGAAAUGGCUAUGAGGAUUCAUCCUCACGCUCACCACUGCUCUCUGUUCCGUCUCCAAACAUUAUAUCCAACACACGUAUCCACUUGGAAAGUCCAACAUUGACAGACAAAGGAAGAUCCCCACAGGCUAUAAGGAGAGAUUAUGGUCUUACAAUCACGCACAGGUUUUCCACCAAGUCAUGGUUCUCCCAGACGUGUGCAGUGUGUCGGAAAAACAUGCUGUUUGGUGUAAAGUGCAAACACUGCAAGUUAAAGUGCCACAACAAGUGUACCAAAGAAGCACCACAGUGCCAGACAAUUCCAAUUUCAAAAAUUAGAAGAACAGAGUCGGUUCCAUCUGACAUCAAUAACCAGGUUGAGCGACUACCAUCAGCAACACAAUUCGGCACAUUACCAAAGAUUUUAAACAAAAAGGACCUUCCUCCACCUGUCAGUCAGCCAGACUCCAGCAGUAACCCCUCUUCCACAACCUCCUCCACACCUUCCUCGCCUGCCUUCAGCUCCAGCAACCCACCCAGUGCCACUCCACCUGCAAACCCCUCGCCCAAAGGGCCCUCGGAUGGCCGCUUUCACUUCCCAGCUUCCUGUUAUUAUCAGCUAAGACAACAGUUUAUCUUCCCUGAUGUAUCGAGUUCUCAAAGUCAAGAUGGCCAUGACUCAGGAGAGACGGAGCAAGCAGGCAAUGAGCAGAUCACACAGACAGAGAGGCAGGAAGAAGCAGCUGUGAGUGAUGACGUGGAUGGUGAAGUAGAACAGCAGGAGCAUGAAAAACAAGAUGAGGCUGCUUCUUAUGGUGAAUCUGAAGAUGAAGAGGACGACUUGGAUGACCUGCCCAGCUGCACGAGACCUUGGAAGGGCCCCAUCUCGCGCAAGGUCAGCCAGACAAGCGUCUACCUGCAGGAGUGGAACGUUCCUUUUGAGCAGCUGGAGCUGGGGGAGCUUAUAGGAAAAGGGCGAUGGGGAAAGGUGCACCGUGGGCGUUGGCACGGAGAGGUGGCCGUGCGCCUCCUGGAAAUCGAUGGAAAUAAUCAGGACCACUUGAAGCUUUUUAAGAAGGAAGUGAUGAACUACAGACAGACUCGGCAUGAGAAUGUGGUGCUGUUUAUGGGAGCUUGCAUGAACCCUCCUCAGCUGGCUAUUAUCACAAGUUUCUGCAAGGGUCGGACGCUGCACUCUGUUGUCCGUGAUUCUAAAACCUCACUUGACAUCAACAAAACCAGGCAAAUCGCUCAGGAAAUUGUAAAAGGAAUGGGCUACCUCCAUGCAAAGGAUAUAGUGCACAAAGAUUUAAAGUCUAAAAAUGUGUUUUACGACAACAACAAAGUGGUGAUCACAGAUUUCGGUUUGUUCGGCGUGUCAGGAGUGGUGCAGGAGGAUCGGCGGGAGAAUGAACUAAAACUGCCACGAGGCUGGAUUUAUUACCUGGCUCCUGAGAUUGUACAAAGGAUGUGUCCUGGAAAUUAUGACCGAUUACCCUUUUCUAAAGCUGCUGACGUUUAUGCCUUUGGCACUAUCUGGUACGAGCUGCAGGUAAGAGACUGGCCUAUUAAAACCCAGCCGGCUGAAGCUGCUAUCUGGCUGCUCGGGAGUGGAGAAGGCAUAAAGAGGCAAUUGGCUCAGAUCAGCCUGGGCAAGGAAAUUACGGAGAUCUUGUGUGCAUGCUGGUCCUUUGACCUUGAGGAAAGACCAACAUUCUCUCAGCUAGCAGACCUGCUAGAAAAGCUUCCUAAGCUCAACCGCAGACUCUCGCACCCUGGACAUUUUUGGAAGUCUACGGAGUAUGUAUCGUAGAGCUGUGGGGCUGCAUGCCAUCACUCUGCACUGCCUCACUGAAGAGAACUUGCUAAACUGAAUUUCUCAGAUGCAGUCUUCAGGAGAAUAUGUGUGUGUCUAAAAUGCAUGUAAAGUCUUCUGUGUUUCCUGAGCCUUUUCCAAGUCUGUCUUAAAUAUGUAAGACAUUGUAAGGUAAACCUGUUUUACGAGGGGCGUUCAAGCCAAACUGGGACUUUUGAUUGUACUUAAUACCAGAACAUGCUUACUGGAGUAAAAACGUUUAUUUUUUCUAUAUAAUCUCCUGCUACAAUAACGCCCUUAUCCCAGUGUUUCAUUAGUGCUUGGAUACCAUCUCAGUACACCAGAGCCAUGAUCGCACUGCCUGCUUCACCUCCCAGGAACUGCUUUAAUGGUCCAAACAUGGGAAUGACUUAAAGCGAGGUCAGGAUUUUGAUUUUGCUAAUCCUAGUUUUACUUGAAUGCCCCUCGUACCUUUAACACAUGCCUUUGAUUCAGAAUUCAGUGAAUUCAAUACAGCAGGUUAUUUCUAUUUUAAUAAGCUUAAGUUUUAAAUGUGAACAUUUUUUUUUGAGAAACAGCUGUAGGUUCAGUCUAAGUAAUAGAGAGCGUGAUAUAUAGGUGUGCGUGUUUUUCUUUUUGUUUUGUUUUUAGCUGAUGAUUCUCCAAAUAUGGUGCAGAGUACUGUAUUUUACAUUUUCUUUUUCCGGUUAUUUUAGUGCAGUAGAUUCAGUAUUUAUACAUCACAGUCAUAUAUUUCUUAUGUAACACCAGUAACUAAAUAAACAAUAAAUCUUAUAAUGUCUGUCAGGUUGAGAACACGACAGCUGUGGGAAAUUUAAACUGUACAUAACAGAAAUUUCUUUUUGUAUUCUUUCUGACCUUCCCUCCCCCAUUUCCUCUUUGUGUCGGAACUGGAACCUACUUCUUCUGACUUCUCCUUUUAAUUGUUUGAGCCAAACCAACACUCUGCUGUGUACUUUCAAAUUCAACAUCCUAAAUCUUCUUGUUUUUUUUUUCUUUACAAUUUUUCACCACAAUCAUAACUGUCCUUCUUUUUGUCUCAUAACUCUUGGUUUCAUGACCGUCUGCAGGGACACUGUAGAGAAUGCACUCUCUCGUCUACAGGACAUGAUCAGAGAAUGCACUCUCUAUGCCCUUACAUAUAUAAAUACAGUACUGAGUGCACUGCUUCUGCACACAUGAUCAUGGCUGGUUCACCAUAGUAUCAAGUAUCAUUUGACCUUUGUGUUAGAAAACAAUCCUUUAAUUUAUUUACUAUUCAAAAUAACAAAUCAAUAUCGAAAUCUGAAGUCAUAGCAGAGUGCAAUUUUUUCCUACAUUAAAUAACGGGCAUCCCAAAAAAUUACAUUUUUGAAAUAUGAAUAUCUGAGGAACUACAUGUCCUAGGCAAACAAAAUUAGACAGGCUUUAUAUUGAAAAAUAAAAGACUUAUUUAUAAAAAUUCCAACAAUUCAAACUUAUAUAGAUUUUAUAACUGUCAUUGUUGUGAUAAAGGUGAAUGAUGUUAUGAAUUUGGUAUUAUGACAGUAACAUAUGUAGAAUUACAGUUUUAUAUUAGAAAUUUUACAUCAGCGCCUGAAUCCAUAGUAAUUCAGACUAACCAGUGACUGACUGAACAUGCACAUUUUCUGCCUUUGUCCUUGUAAAAAAAAAAAAAAAAGAAAUUAAGAACUUUUUUUCAAAAGUGGGCUAAAAGAUGAUUAAUCAGUAAUGUGCAUAAAGCAUAAAAAAAUAUAUUCUCUUUACAAAUCUGCUGACUUCAUGGUCGACAAAAUAUGAAAUAUUUUAAGUGUAAGAUGCAGCGUAAAACACAAAUUUGAUAUAUUUAAAUUGACAACAGUAUAUAAAACUGCAAAACUAAAGGUUGGUAGGACCGGUAUUAUGAUUUAUUUAAAAUAAUUGUUACUGAAUUUAAUGGCAGUGGAAAGUCAUGUAGAGACGAUUCAAAGUUAUAACACAUAAACCUAUCAUUAAGAUAUCUGAAGAAGUGGCACUGUCACCUUAAUUGUUUACAUACUUUUCCUAAGAUGGCAGUACUCUACUUGCAGAUGGUUCCUAUUCAAUAAGCAUGAGUAAAAUAUUUGUUUAACUUGCUAUAUUCGCACUGUUGUCUUUUUCCGUAACCAGAGUUAGCCAAGCAUAAACUGUGCUGUACUGAGAUCUCUGCUGUUAUCUUACAGCCAGGUUAUAAGUAUCAACUCUUAAAGCUGUAGCAUGUGCAUGACUGCCUAAUUCUGCUUGCUGUACUUGAGUAAUAUCUGUAAAACUGUUAAUGCUGCUGAUCCUUUAUUCACGCCUUACUGAAGCGGCCAAAGCUAGCUGUUAACAUGCCUUACCUUUUUUUUGUUGUUGUAAAUUUCACAUCUGUACAGUUCUAUCUUUAAUGUAAAGAUGUCUGCACUUUAAAUCUAAAACAAAUGUUUGAGGAAUCCUGUUCUCAUUCCUCUCUCUGCUUGCAAAUAACACGAUGAACACAAUGACUUUGAUUGUAUCUACUUAGGCAAAGUGAACUGAAAUGAAAAGAGGACUGUUUGUAGGAAUGUAUGUUUCUAAAUAAUUUAUGCUUAACAUAAAGCAUGUUUUUGUGUUUACUUUGGAGCGUGUAAUGUUCAGAGAAUUGAAAUGUAAAAGAAAAAGCAGAAAUGUGCUAACAUGAGGGAUGAGGCAUGACAGAUGUUAGGAGGUGGGAGAUGCAAAUGAAACUUUUGGUUAUGUUCAAAGUAAAGAAAAGCAAAUAUUUUAUGUGAUUUAGACUUUGUAGAUAAUGUUUUUAUUUAAUAUAAAGCUCAGCCUCCUAUUAUUUGUACAAACUUUUAUAUAAUUGUUUUUCAUCACAGCAUUUGGAAUACAGUAGGUACUUUAUUCCUGUUUCAGAGAUAUUACCUAAGUAUGUACAUUUUUAAUUGGUUUAAUAUAUAAUUUGAAUGGAUUUGAGGAUUUAAGAAUUUAUCCUUGUACAGCUUGUUUAAUGUGUUGGGAUAGUUUAUUUCAUGAUGUUACCCUAAACGCAAUAAAGACAAAUUUGUAAGUAA